AUGCUCUCGCUGACCCGCUCGCUGACGCGCGGCUUUGCGUCGUCUGGCGCGUCCGUCGGUCGCAUCACGCAGAUCAUCGGCGCCGUCGUCGACGUCCAGUUCACCAACAACCUGCCGCCGAUCCUCAACGCGCUCGAGGUGCAGAACACGAACGACAACGUCCGCAUCGUGCUCGAGGUCGCGCAGCACCUCGGCGAGAACACGGUGCGCACGAUCGCCAUGGAGGGCACGGACGGUCUCGUGCGUGGCCAGGAGUGCGUCGACACGGGCAACCCGAUCAUGGUGCCCGUCGGCCCCGAGACGCUCGGCCGCAUCAUGAACGUGAUUGGCGAGCCGAUUUCGGAGCUCGGUAUCUACCCGGCCGUCGAUCCGCUCGACUCGAAGUCGCGCAUGCUCGACCCGCGUGUGAUUGGUGACGAGCACUACGAGGUUGCCCGCGCGACGCAGAAGCUCCUCCAGGACUACAAGGUUCUCGGCAUGGACGAGUUGUCGGAAGACGACAAGCUCACGGUCGCGCGCGCGCGUAAGGUGCAGAAGUUCAUGUCGCAGCCGCUCCACGUCGCCGAAGUGUUUACGGGCAAGCCGGGCAAGUUUGUGGCGCUCGCGGAGACCGUCUCGUCGUUCAAGGCCAUCCUUGCCGGCGAGUACGACGACCUCCCGGAAGCCGCCUUCUACAUGGUCGGUGGCAUUGAGGAAGUCAAGGAGAAGGCCAAGGCCCUCGCCUCCGAGUUGGACGAGUAA
Saprolegnia parasitica CBS 223.65 is the source of this 741-nucleotide messenger RNA. RefSeq lists its product as hypothetical. The record is from RefSeq and is a predicted model, not a curated record. The transcript is spliced from 4 exons. Gene Ontology annotation, molecular function: ATP binding. Gene Ontology annotation, biological process: proton transmembrane transport; proton motive force-driven mitochondrial ATP synthesis. The coding region runs from base 1 to 741 and encodes 246 amino acids. NCBI's taxonomy places the organism in Eukaryota, Oomycota, Saprolegniomycetes, Saprolegniales, Saprolegniaceae.